AUGACUGCACUUGAAGCUAACAAGGAAUCUGAUUCCAGUAGUCCUGCUUCUGUUGCAAGUCUAAAUAAAAAUGCAACUACUGCCACUGAACAAAAUACUACUACGCCUACUAAUAGUCCCAAUAAGAGGUCCAAGAGGUCCAAGACGUUCACAGGUUGCUUCACGUGUAGAUCCAGAAAGAUACGAUGCGACUUGCUGAAGCCAUUUUGUAACAAGUGUACAAAGUCUGGUCUCAUUUGUUCUGGAUACGAUAUCAAGUUGCGGUGGUCUUUACCUUUACAGUUCAAUUCUAAGAAUGGAAAUGCCAUUUCGACCCUGGUACUGUUCAAAAGUCUGGAAACCGAGGAAAAAGAAGAGAAUCCAGAAUUCUUUCAAAGACGAAAAGUUGGAUUUGUAGUAUGGGACGGUAAGAAGAAUUGUAGAUUAUACGAGACAUAUGAUGAAAUGGACAAGGAUUUGGGUAUAUUGCACAACUCAGGAAACGAUAAACAGGUCAAUGAACAAGGUCGAACAAAAUUACUUGGACCUUUUGGUGUAUUUUUAGGUUCUAUUCUGUCAGAAUCCGGCGAUGGAGACCGAAACCCAAAGAGAAUGAAACCAAAUCACUCUGCCAUCAUAGAGCCAACCCAUAAGAGUUUACAGAAUUCAUAUGUGUCUACUCCUAACUUAUCAGAUACUAAUCCAGAUCUCGGUCCAAAUGAGCAUUUAUGGUUGUCCAAUGAAUUGAGAGACGAUGCGUUCAUCACUGCUGCAGCCUUGAAUGGGGACACACAGUUCUUAGAUUUCAUAAAUAUCAACGAUAACAGUGUUCUUGCACCAAAUUCAAGUAGUCUGAAUUUCAGCAAUCACAAUAACGCUAACACUUCUUCUGCAAACUACGCUUUCAAUGCCAACCAGAACGAACUUUUGAAUUUGGUGUUCCACAGAAACCACAGCAACGUAGCAGGCAAUAUCCAGAACAAUCAGCAGACGAAUGCUACACCAAACGAAAGUACAGGUAUACCUAUGCAAAACAUACUUAAUGGAGGUGAUUCUUCAUUAGCGAUAAAUCCAACAAAUCAAAAAUUGCAUUAUUCCAACUAUAAUAACGACUAUAAUAACAAUCCGUACCUGUUAAACGAGAACUUAGAGAUUCAUUUGCAUGCUUCGAAAACUUCAAACAACGAAGAAGAAUCCACAGAUAUUGUUGAUGGAGACCAUUCCAAUAGCGUACAAAUGCCAACUUCUAUUAUGUCUAUAGUUCAGAGCCCGUUGGAACCAAAACUUGGAUUUGACCUCUCUAUUCCUAACCUUCCUGCUACUAUACCGCGAGUAGGAAUGCCUACAACUUCUUUGCAAGUACAGCCGUUGACUCGUUACUUGCUUAACUACUAUAUAACACAGGUGGCUGAUUUAAUGACAGUUAUUCCAUUGACGGAAAAUCCCUGGAAAACUAUCUACUUUCCUAGAGCACUUAUGGCUAUUGGAGAGCUUCUGGCCCUUGGUCAAACUUCAACAGCUAAAAAUGCAUUGUUGAAUGCUUUACUUGCGGUUUCUGCCUUCAACUUGCAAUCCAAGUUUAAGAAGCAUUCAGAUCCCAUGAUCUACUACUUGAAUCUUGGUAUUAGAUUGAGAAACCAGGCUAGUUUAUUCAUUAAGCAGUUGCUAAGCUCCAAGUCCUUCUCGAAUGAAAAGUACAAGGAUGUUCUUUGUGCUGUUAUGACAAUGAUUAGUGUGGAUUUGGUAUGGGGAACAAUGCAGGAUACCAGUUUCUACAUCAAUUGGUGUGGAAAAGUCAUAGCAGCAAAGAUGGUCAACAAGAAGAAGUUGUCUUCCAAGGCUAGAAUCUUACACAGAAUUUUUCUGUCCUUGAAAUUGAUUCAAGACUCUACUUGCUUAAAUCUUGAAAGCAUCAAGGAAGACUUUGUGGCAUUCAAUGAGAUAGGAUAUGAUGUCAAUGGUGACAAAUUUGGCAACCAGGACUCGGCUCCACCAGCUACUAGUACGAGGAAGGGAAGAAUAGAUUACAUUGUUAACAGUACAAUUAGCUCACCGAAGAACCCUACUAAAAACACGUCGCCAUCUUUUGUAAACAAGAAAUUGAUCAACACGAAAAAGACAGACGAGCAUUUUGCUACUGAUGCUCUUUACGGACUUCCCAAUUCACUCAUCUUACUUUUCAGUGAGACGGUGCAAUUGUUGCGAAGUAAAAUUUACCACAGCGAAGUCUACAAUACGUUACCGAAAGAUUUCAAGGAAAAAGCCGAGAAUCUUAACCAGCAGUUGAUCAACUGGAAAUUAGACUGGCAAUUGUACGAAAACCAGAACGACGAGACACAGCCUCAGACAGAAGUAGAAAUAGAUGAAGACAUCAGUGUCGUGGAUGCUCAGUCGCAAGAUGAUGCCAAAAAGAAGUUCUUCUCGCCUAUGCACGAAGCAACCUACCACCAUAUCCUCUCGUUCUACCACGCCCUCAUGAUUUACUUUAAUCGCCUAAUCAUGGAAGUUCCGCCCACCAAGCUACAGACCAAAGUCGCUAAAACCCUUAGCCAUCUCAAUGCCAUCCAGAAAUUGAUAUCUAAAGGGGAGGCAGCGAUCAUUCCACUUUUCUGGCAAGGGUUCAUAGCAGGGUGUGAAGCUGUAUCUAUGCAUCUACAGAUGGGGUUCAAGAAGUGGGGUGCAGAUAUCGCCCAGUACUUAGGGUCCUACUGGGGUGCACGUCAGAUCAUGUUAGAGGUCUGGCGUAGAAAGAGAAUGUUCGAGGCCCGCGAUGACUGGGUCAGUGUGAUUCAAGACUGGGAGAUGAACCUCAUGUUGAACUGA
This is a messenger RNA of Scheffersomyces stipitis CBS 6054, 2802 nucleotides long. RefSeq names its product Arg81p (gene ARG81). The record is from RefSeq and is a predicted model, not a curated record. Gene Ontology annotation, biological process: regulation of DNA-templated transcription. Gene Ontology annotation, molecular function: zinc ion binding; DNA-binding transcription factor activity, RNA polymerase II-specific. NCBI's taxonomy places the organism in Eukaryota, Fungi, Ascomycota, Pichiomycetes, Serinales, Debaryomycetaceae. The transcript has a single exon. Bases 1 to 2802 code for a protein of 933 amino acids.